UGACACAAUCUAUUGGAUGUGGCUAAUGGCUACACAGUAUCAGACUGUAAACACAAAAGCUCUGAUGCUACAAUAUCUCUUUCAAAAAUUAACAAAACCUAAAGGCUGAAUUUUAAAUUUCACUUGCGAAUGGCCUAACGGUGUAGGCUACAAAGUAGCAAUAUUUUAAUUGAAAUCAUUUUCUUUAAAGAGGACAGUUUACUUCAUGCUAGUUUAGCUGCAAGAUCAUGUACCUGUUAUACACUAUAAUAUCCGCACUUGUGUGCUUUUUAAUACUGAAAUGGAUGAAACGGAGAAGGUAUUGCACUGAUCUAAAGAGGUUAGAUGGAAAAACGGUUCUUAUAACAGGUGGGAACUCUGGGAUUGGGAAGGAGACGGCAGUGGCGCUGGCUAUGCGAGGUGCCCGGGUCAUCAUCGCCUGCAGGGAUGAGGAGAAAGCGAGGAAGGCUGUACGAGAGAUAAAGGCCAGGAGCCACAAUAUGAAUGUGCUGCAUAUGGAGGUCGAUCUGGCCAACAUGAGGUCUAUACGAGAGUUCAGCAAAAUCUUCUUACAGAAGGAGAAGCGGCUGGAUAUUCUCAUCAAUAAUGCAGGUAUGCCCGGCGUCCUCGACUGGACCGAUGACAACUUCUCCAUGUGCUUUGGCGUAAAUCACCUCGGCCACUUCUUACUGACAAACCUUCUCCUCCCUCGGCUGAAAGAGAGUUCGCCGAGCAGAGUGAUCAACCUGACCUGCUCCAGCUACAAAUACCAGAAGCUCAACUUCCAAGAUCUCAACUACAACCUGUUCCCCUUCUUCACCUACUGCCGCAGCAAACUGGCCAACAUCUACUUCACCCAGGAGCUCGCUCGCAUGACGGAGGGCAAAGGAGUGACCGCGUAUGCCGUUCAUCCAGGUUAUGUUCAGAGCCGUUGGACCUGCCAUUUCUCAGUUCUAUACCAGAUCCUGGCGCAGGUGGUGAUGUUUAUGUUUUUUGUGUCGUGUGAAGCUGGAGCGCAGACCGUGGUCUAUUGUGCAGUAUCAGACGAGGUGGUUCCACGUAAUGGAGGAUAUUUCACGGACUGUCGGCCCGCUCCUCUGAGAGCCUUUGCUAGAGAUUCCGGAGUCGCAAAAAAGCUCUGGGAGGCCAGCGAGAGGCUGGUUAAACUGGCCUGAAGACGAUGAUAUAUACAGUGUCUUUGUUCCUUGCGUUAUUUAUUGACUACAAUGUUCAUUUUCAGUUUGGAAGAAUGCGAAUAUGACCGAUUGUUUUGACUGUAUGCAUGAUUGUUUUUACAGUGUAAUUUAUUC
This is a messenger RNA of Danio aesculapii, 1289 nucleotides long. RefSeq lists its product as uncharacterized. Bases 228 to 1154 code for a protein of 308 amino acids. NCBI's taxonomy places the organism in Eukaryota, Metazoa, Chordata, Actinopteri, Cypriniformes, Danionidae. The record is from RefSeq and is a predicted model, not a curated record. The transcript is spliced from 4 exons.